GCUGCCCGCACGUCCAUUCGCUCACACCGCACAUUUACUCUUCAGGAAUAUAUCUGCAGUGGUUUGGAGGACAAUAUUGCGCGAGAUCGCUGGCAGUCCACGUGUUUAUUCUUUAGAAAAGCCAAGCGGAUUGCUUAGCAAAUACACUGACGCUCGUGUCACAGCGCUGGAAGAGCCUUUGUAACACGCAUGUUUGUUUUAAAGGUGGAAUGAAUUUGGACAUGGCCUCAUCUUUUCAUCUGCCGAGAAGCAACAGCACCAGAGAAACGUUAGAGAACACGAGCAGCGAAUCUUCAGAUAAUGAAACAGCAGAAAAGGAGAGGUCCGUCGAGCAGAGAAGUGACGAUGGAAAUGCUGACGAGUCGAAGAAAAAGAAACAAAGACGGCAGAGGACUCACUUCACCAGCCAGCAGCUGCAGGAGCUGGAAGCGACUUUCCAGAGGAACCGAUACCCGGACAUGAGCACCAGAGAGGAGAUCGCAGUGUGGACCAACCUCACGGAGGCCAGAGUCCGGGUCUGGUUCAAGAAUCGGAGGGCGAAGUGGAGGAAGAGGGAGCGCAACCAGCAAAUGGAUUUGUGCAAGAACAGUUACCUCCCGCAGUUCAGCGGACUGAUGCAGCCGUACGAUGACGUCUACCCCGCAUACACCUACAACAACUGGACCAACAAGGGACUGGCCCCAGCCCCGCUGUCCACAAAGAACUUCACCUUCUUUAAUUCCAUGAGUCCCCUCACGUCCCAGUCCAUGUUCUCAGCCCCGAACUCGAUCUCCUCCAUGAGCAUGGCGUCCGGGAUGGGGCAUUCCGCCGUGCCUGGCAUGCCGACCACCGGCCUGAACAACAUCGGCAACCUGAACGGUAUCGGGAGCUCCACGAUCAACCCGGCCAUGAGCUCGUCAACGUGCCCGUAUGGACCUCCGGGAUCUCCUUACAGCGUCUACAGGGACACUUGUAACUCCAGUCUCGCGACGUUAAGACUGAAAUCCAAGCAGCAUCCAUCUUUUGGAUAUAGCGGGUUGCAGAGUCCCGGCUCUAGUCUAAACGCGUGCCAGUACAACAGUUGACGAAUUAAAGUGCAGUAAACGGACACCUGGACAAACGACAACCAUACUGGAUUUGUUGCGAUCGGCAUUUUGCAGUGGAAUAUGCGGAUUGCCUGUGUUUACCUAAACUUGCACAACCAUUCAAAUCCAUUAUUUGGAUUUCAACGUUUUGAAGACAAGUUAAAACUCAUACAUUGUACAUAAAUGUAAACGUGGAACAACAUUUGAAAACGAUGCAAUGCUCCAAGGGGGAACAAUGGUUUGUGAAAAGCCAAGUUUAUGAUUAGCGCAGCGUGUCGUGGUACUGCAGUGUAGGCCUCACGAGUCGUGUUCGUGAGUCGCGUUCUCUUGUGUUCAGUGUCGUGCAGAGGGUUUGUCGUCCUCGUGGCCUCUCCUCGACAACCUGGACUCUGUCCGCGUAGUUGUUUCAUUGUGUCGAUAGAUUUACCGCAUGCUUACUUCGAGUGAAAAAAAAAAAAAAAAUUUUUGUAAAAAAUUAUAUGAAUGUGUAGACUAAAUAACAAAGCUAUAACUUUAUGUUGUACCCCUGUUGAUUGAAAUUGUGCUUAUGUUUAUGGUACUGUCUGAAUAAACCUCAAAAAGAAGAAUUUCUAAAAUAAUUUGUCGAAAUGAUACAUUAUCGUAAAUUAAGGUUGAAUUCACAGAUUUCACUGAAUAAUACUGUAUGUUUAAACAAUCAUUGAACCGUAUCGAACGGAUUUUCCCCCGAUUCGCCGAGCUAAAUUGCAAUGCAUGCAAAAUAAAAAUAAAAAAAAAAAGAUUUUUUUCAAUCAAGAAAACUCUUGAUUUUUCUCUUUCCAUUAUGCUUGACAUGACUAUAUGUCCACAUACGCUGUUUGACAAUGCACUAAAUCUGCCAUUGCCUUUUUUAAUGCUCCAGCACGUUUCUUACUUAUAAAUUAAUAAGUUUCAUCCAAAUCUACAUUUAGGAUGAAAGAAAAAAAGGCAAACCUUAAAAUCCAUUCCUUAUCACGGUUUGCCACAUGAAGUGACUGUUUUUAUCUGUAUGGGUGUAUUUAGGUGUAUUUAGAUGAUAGGAAGGAGAAGGUCUGUCGUAACUGAUGUUUCCCCUAAUACCACUGAUCCUUUUCCACUGAUAAUAAUGCCUUUAAUUUCCUAAAAGGUCGGCUCAGGGAGUCCCGUGUUAAUGGUCACUUCCUCUGCUUUGCCCUGUUAGGCUAACAGAAUGAGUUCACUGCACAAUGUUGACAUGCCUUUUCAAGGACGCGUUAAACCCAUUCCCCAAUUCAAACAAGAGACUGUCUGAAAGAAAGUGAACAUCACAUGCCGAGGACAACGAAACAAAAGAGACAGAAACACAUUUUAAUGACACGUAGUCUGUAUAGAAACCGACGCCCAUCGGCUUGUUAAGCGCUGCCACACAUAUUAAAAUAAUUAUUGA
Labeo rohita (rohu) is the source of this 2466-nucleotide messenger RNA. It is a transcript of the gene pitx1, whose product is annotated as paired-like homeodomain 1. The transcript has 3 exons. Gene Ontology annotation, biological process: regulation of transcription by RNA polymerase II; anatomical structure morphogenesis. NCBI's taxonomy places the organism in Eukaryota, Metazoa, Chordata, Actinopteri, Cypriniformes, Cyprinidae. Bases 210 to 1064 code for a protein of 284 amino acids. The record is from RefSeq and is a predicted model, not a curated record. Gene Ontology annotation, cellular component: nucleus. Gene Ontology annotation, molecular function: RNA polymerase II cis-regulatory region sequence-specific DNA binding; DNA-binding transcription factor activity, RNA polymerase II-specific.